Trichomonas vaginalis G3 is the source of this 675-nucleotide messenger RNA. RefSeq names its product ribonuclease inhibitor domain-containing protein. Bases 1 to 675 code for a protein of 224 amino acids. Lineage: Eukaryota; Parabasalia; Trichomonadida; Trichomonadidae. The transcript has a single exon. The record is from RefSeq and is a predicted model, not a curated record.
AUGGAAUAUCUUUUCAUUCCAACAUCUGUUAAAGAAAUUGGAUUAGGUGCAUUUUUUGAUGCAAAUAUUUCAAAAAUAGAAUUUGCAUCUGAUUCUCAAUUGAAAGUAAUCAUCUCCAAUUCUUUUUCAUAUACACAUUUAAAAGAAAUAAUUUUAUCAAGCAACUUAGAAGAAAUAGAAAAAGAAGGGCUUGCCUAUAAUUUGGAAUUAUCAAAUAUUACAUUUUUACAUCCAAAAACAAAAACAUUAACAAUAAAAACAGAGGCUAUUGUUCAACCAGCAAUCAAAUCCAUAUAUUUUCCUCAGCAUAUAAUUAUUCAAUCUAAGGGAAUUUUUGCUGCAGCUGAUUUGGAAGAAGUUAUUAUAUCAGAAGAUGUUAAUUUAUCAAUAAAUUGUUUUUCUGGAUGUCCAAAUAUCAUUUGCUUCAAUAUAUCCAAUUCAAAGUAUAAUUUUAGCAAUGGUUUUCUUGUUAAUGAAGAUCAAUUGAUUUAUGUCAGUAAGAAUUCUGGUGAAAGUUGUUCUAUAACAGGAGAUUACGAAAUACCAAAUCCAGCAUUUCAAUAUUCAGAAAAUUUAAAAAUAUUAACAAUCUCUGAAGAAACUGAUAACUAUUAUUCAGAUAGCCAUGUAAUAUAUUCGAAAAAUAAAUCUGAAGUUAUAUGUGCAGCUGGAUGA